Molecule: messenger RNA, 1464 nt
Organism: Folsomia candida
Lineage: Eukaryota; Metazoa; Arthropoda; Collembola; Entomobryomorpha; Isotomidae
Exons: 9
Coding region: 118-1212 (364 amino acids)
Molecular function (GO): carbohydrate binding
Source: RefSeq, a predicted model, not a curated record
UGUUUAUGAGAUGCAAUGAAUCGUUUUUUGCCACAUUACCGAUAUUUAUAAACCACUGGCUUAAAACCAGUCACUCGUCCGGCUGACAUUUUCGUUAAAUUAAAACACGUACAAAUAAUGGAGUGUCCAAUUUGCCUCGACCAAUUUUCAAAUGAAGUCGACGACUACUUUGUGACAACUCGAAAUGGACACAUUUUCCACAAUUCUUGUCUCUCCAGAGUUAAAACCAGAACCUGCCCGACCUGUCGAGAUUGCUCUAUCGAAGAAUGUGACCUUAUCCGUUUAAGAAAUGUGGACGCCGUUCGAAGUGUGUCAGAAAAACCAGCAGCUGAGAAUAGUGCAAACCAAGAGUUCCAAAUUCUCUCUGACCUGAUUCUCCUCGGGGACAAGGAGAGAUUCAAGAAUUUUAUGGACACUUCUCAAUUCGACGCAAAAUAUAAGGAUGAACUUACUGGAAAAAAUUUAGCCCACAUUUCCGCUGAAAAUGGACGACUUGGAAUCCUACAAUUUUUACGAGAUGGCGUCGGACUAAAUAUGGACGAGGUGGAUGGAUCUGGCGCAAAAAUUCUGGAUAUCGCUUUGAGAUCUGGACAUAAUGACAUUGUGAGCUUUCUUGUUCCUGAUACGAGUUCUGGACCACUUCUAAUGAUGGAUGUCGCAACAAAUCCAUCCACAUCAACGACACACUUUGAGCAAGGUGAAACGCCUUCAAUUUCACGAUCUGAUUUGGAACAAAGUGACAAUGAAGAUGAUUGCCGCACGAUAUUUAUAGACCAUAAUCCCUCCUCAUCUUUCUUAAAAUCUGCCUCUCUUAAUGACCAAGACAGUGACUACAAACUCGUGAUUGUCGGCGUGGGGCAGGCGAAGCCUGUAAAAUUUCAAUUUUCCAUCGCAAUUAAAGAAAGUGGUAAUAUUUUGUUCCAUUUCGACGCUGCGUGGGACGGCGACAAAUGCAAUUGCAAGUUGAACUCUUGGGCUAAAAAUGGGGACGGAUGGGGUCGUCCGGAAAAACUUAAGUUGUUCAGUAUUCGACCCGGGUCUAAAUUUCGGAUUAAAAUACAGUACAAACACGAGGAAGAGCAUUUCUUGGUGCGCGUUAACGAUGAGGCCAGGAUAACCUUUCAAAGCAAAAUUUACCCCCAAACCAGCACACUUUUGGUGGCUUUGACGGCCAGAAAUGUGAAAUAUGAAAGUGCUCAGCUCUACGUCUGAUACGUAUUUUGUUCACGGUUUAAUAAAUGACCACGCCAUUUUUAUGGCGAAUAUGGCUGGAAAUCAGUGUGGUUUAGGAUACGAUUUUAUAAAUUUUUUUAUUAGUUUUACCAAUUAAUGAAAUAUGUAUGUUCAAAAUGUUUACUUUUUACAUAUUUAUAAGUGAUAAUGUUACCACGUGCUGGACCACCUCAUUAAAUUUUGUAUAAAUCAAGUUAAUGAAUUUCAAUAAAUGUGUGGUUCGUUCGUUAA